Messenger RNA from Microthlaspi erraticum, 783 nucleotides. NCBI's taxonomy places the organism in Eukaryota, Viridiplantae, Streptophyta, Magnoliopsida, Brassicales, Brassicaceae. The record is from the annotation of a GenBank genome assembly.
AUGGCUUCCAGGAUUCCCUUCACAGAGUCACAAUGGGAAGAGCUUGAAAACCAAGCUCUUAUCUUCAAGUACUUAGCUGCAAAUAUUCCAGUUCCUCCUCAUCUACUCUUCCUCGUCAGAAGACCCUAUCUCUUCUCCUCUUCUUCCUCUUCCUCUUCUUCUUCACCUUCCACCUUCCUCUCUCCACACUUUGGAUGGAACGUGUACGAGAUGGGGCUGGGAAGAAAGAUAGACACAGAGCCAGGAAGAUGCAGAAGAACUGAUGGCAAGAAAUGGAGAUGCUCUAAAGAAGCUUCUCCAGAUUCCAAGUAUUGUGAGAGGCAUAUGCACAGAGGCAAGAACCGUUCGUCAAGAAAGCCUCUUCCUCCUCCUCUUCACCCUCCUCAAUUCACUGUUUCCAAACCAAAUCUCUUUCUAGACUCUUCUCUCUCUUCUCCUGCAAGGGUAAGAAGAAGAAGUGGAUACAUGGAUGAUUUCUUCUCCAUAGAACCUUCAGGGUCAAUCAAAAGCUGCUCUGGCUCAGCUAUGGAAGAGGAUGAUGGCUCUGGUGGAUAUGAGACGAUGAAACAGAGGGAGAAGCAGCCGGAUCGACAUUGCUUUAUCCUUGGCACUGACUUGGGGACGCGAGAGAGGCCAUUGAUGCUUGAUGAGAAGCUGAAACAAAGUGAAGAUCAACAUUCGGAUGAAGAAGAAGAAGAAGAGCAACGGAGCAAGAGGUUUUACAGGUUUCUUGAUGAAUGGCCUUCUUCUAAGUCUUCAGUUUCUACCACGCUCUUUAUUUGA